Molecule: messenger RNA, 1443 nt
Organism: Recurvomyces mirabilis
Lineage: Eukaryota; Fungi; Ascomycota; Dothideomycetes; Mycosphaerellales; Teratosphaeriaceae
Exons: 3
Coding region: 1-1443 (480 amino acids)
Source: RefSeq, a predicted model, not a curated record
AUGCGUGACUCAAAAGAACGAUUGUAUGCUCAAGACUACCAGGUCUGUGUUCAUGUCCCAACAAACCGUCCGCAUCAGCGACUAUGCGUGGCGAAAGAACCGGCGGUACCAUACUUGACGCCACCGACCCCAAUCGUUCUAAGCUCACCCAAUGCCAUCCUCGCCAAGCAGGUCGGCCUUCGCUUUGAAGACUUUUACCUCAAACAUUCCUGGUUUGCCUACGUACCACGGUAUGUCGGCUAUAGCGCCACCAUCGAUGCCUCCGCACGAGCGGCAGUGUCGGCUUUGGAGUCCUAUUUCCACCGCACUGCGACCUCAGCCCGCCAGGCCACAAGAAGUAGAGGUGAAGCCCUCACGGUCCUCCGUACCAACCUCGACAGCUCAGAUGCUUCUCUUAUGAGCGUCGGGCUCCUCAUUUUCGCCGGCGGCGUAGUGGCCAACUUUGACAUAGUACAGCAAGCACCCCACUUAGAUGGGCUUCGAGCAAUCGUAGCCGCCAGGACUCCGGACACGAGAUUGAGUGAUUUUGGGCGAUACCUAAUCUGGCAGUCGGUUGACAAGGAUUUCUUGCUUGCUUGUGGGGUUGGGAAAGCAUCGGGUUGGGACAGACAGAGUUGGGACGGGCUGAACUUCUCAACACCGAGUGCAACGACGGAAGUGGCUACUAUUCAGGGCUUGAUGACUAGGUUGGCUAUCAAAGUGCCUCGUGCUAUAGCCGCUGUGCGGGCAGUACGUGGAGAGACUACUGCGAGAUAUCGGUCGGCAAACUCUAUCAACGCACGCCAGCUGGUUGAUCAGCUUCUCGGGCUCGUUGACUCAGACGCUGAGAACACAUUACUUCAUCGCGUCAAGAUCACUUCGACACCUGCAUCGCAGACGAAGCGAGCGAUAAUGCCAACGACAUACUCUUUCGAGACCCUCGAUCAAUUCGUUGCCGCCAUCCAUUACUGGUACCUGCGGCUGAUCGCUAUCAAGCUCCAAUUGACUCUCUAUACCAUAGAGCCGGGUGUUUUAUCAGAUCCUUCGCUGCCGACAUCAAAAACCAACACCAGGGCCGAGCAUCUUACAUCCUUGCAAGCAGAGCAAACCCGAUUGACAGCCAAUAUCAUUAUGUCUUGGCAAACAAAACACAGCAACGUCAUCGACCCCAAAUGUCGACAAAUCGCUCUACUCGUCAUCUGGAACGCUCUAGCAGAUAUGAGUAUUUUCCGCUCUAUGCCAUCGAGCUUGGUAAGAUCGUGGGUGCUUCAAGCUUAUCAGGAUCUUCAUGCCGGUGCCGAGAUCAGUGCACAGAACAUGGGUGAUACCGCUGGGCUUUUCGCUGGAGGCCCAAGGAUCGGUAUGCUGGCACUCGAAGCAGCGGCUACGACUGCUAGCACGAUAUCGGAUGAGCAGGAGAGGAUCAUCGAGACUGGAUCUCUGCAGACUGUAGUCCUGCGGUAG